Pocillopora verrucosa is the source of this 5177-nucleotide messenger RNA. Its product is annotated as EGF and laminin G domain-containing protein-like. The record is from RefSeq and is a predicted model, not a curated record. Lineage: Eukaryota; Metazoa; Cnidaria; Anthozoa; Scleractinia; Pocilloporidae.
AUGAUCACGUGACUUACCGAGCAUGGUUUAAGGUCUGCAUAUUGUUUGAAUCCACCAUCUUGCUCUGUGGAGUUAUGAUGGGUUUUAGGAGCUUAGCGGCUGGUUUGUGGUUAUUCCACUGCUUGUUCGUCGUUUGUGCAAUUGACCGCGAAUUCCCUGGUAAUGCUUACCUCAAGUAUGUUGCUAACGAGAAGCCAAUCAACUCUGAGGAAGACAUCUUGACUCUUCAGUUUAAGACAGUUGAACCCUCUGGACUGUUGUUCCAUACCCAAAUGGGUGGUGGUAGUAGUGGAGACUAUGUCACAGUUGAGCUCUAUAGUGGAAGUUUAAGGUACAGUGUACGGCUUGGUGGAAGUAAUGUUGGCAAAGAAUUGUUACUGGGCCAAGAUCUUAAUGAUGGAAAACCUCAUACUGUAGAAGUGGUACACAAGGAAACUGUCAUAAAUGUCACGCUAGAUCACAAAACAUCGCAAGAGAAGAGGGGUAAAAUUACCACCAAUUAUAAAAAGCUUGAGGUAGAUGUUGCCAUCUAUGUUGGAGGAGCACCUAAUUUCCAAAGCCUCCAAGGGGUCAAAGCAGAUCUUUACUUUGUGGGUUGUCUUACUGAUGUGGAGUUUCGGAUCGAGACAGUUACACCUCCACGUGAAAUACAAUUCCUCAAGGAGGGUGUUGUUGAAAGCGUGAAAGUUGAUAUGAAAAAGGGGUGCUUAACAGUAGCCUUUCAGCCAUACACUUUUUCAAAAUCAGACUCUGCAUUUAUUUGUACAAUUGACAAGAAGACUGAUGUCACUGGAAGCUUUAAGUUCCGAACAUAUCAGAAGUUUGGAACUCUCCUUAAGCAAGGUGAUGAACAGAAUGGUUUCACCAUAAAGUUUGGAGGAAGUGGUAUUACUUUGAGUUUGUUUGUCAAGGGCACAGCGACUGAAGUGACCCUUUCCACUAAUGUUAAUGAGGCAAAGGUUGACUCUGGGAACUGGAUUACUAUUGAAUUUUUUGUCUCUGCCACCAACAUCAGGUUGGAAGGUAAAAAUAAAUUACCAGUCACAAAAACUCCAACUGAACCUGUGGGGAAUAAUUUCUUCCACUCUGAUGUAACAGCUGGUGGUUUCAUUGGCUGUAUGCGAGACCUUAAAAUCAAUAAUAAUGACUUUAAGCCAGUCAAGGGAGUUGACAUCGUCAAAAAUGUGGAAUUUGACAAAUGUAACAUCACUGAUCUUUGUGUCUUUGUCCCCUGCUUGAACGGUGCAACAUGCACAACUGAUGGAAAGGAGCUGACUUGUAAUUGCCCAGGCACUGGCUACAAAGGAGAAGUGUGCCAGUGGGCUGAGUAUGCAGAAAAUUGUGAGGCUCAUAAAAGGCGACUCAUUAAUCUAGGUGGAAAUCCCACUAAUAGUAAAUAUACAGUUGAUGUGGAUGGGCCAGGUCCAUUGGUGUCUGUAAGGCUGUCCUGUAACAUGACAGCCAAUCCAGCAGUCACAGUAAUCGAAACUGACAAAGCAGGGGGGAAGAUUAUCACCACUGGUGAUAAAGGCACUCCAACCCAGCCUUAUACUGAAGACAUAAAGUAUGUUCCUAAUUUAAAAACAGCAAAAGCCUUGGCUAGGAAUAGUGAAGCAUGCAAGCAGUACAUUGACUUUGGAUGCAAAGGUGCUAGACUCCUCAAUGCUGGUGGGAAAGACAAAACAGGCUAUUGGGUUGCUAGUAAUGGACUUUUCAAGUAUUACUGGGGAGGUGCCCCACCCAGUAUGGAAUCCUGUGCUUGUGGAGUGAAUAAGACCUGUUCAGACAAAAGUAAGAUGUGCAACUGUGAUGCAAGAGACAAUGUUUGGAGGAGAGAUCAUGGGUGGUUAACUUCUACAUCUGACCUGCCUGUAACACAAGUGGUUUUUUCUGAUGUGAAGGAAGGGGAGGCAAAUUUUUCCGUUAAGGCUCUAUACUGCACAGGAAAAACCCAAAAUACAGCAACAAUCAUUGACGCAGAUGGUGUGAUAAAGCUUGAUAAGUGGUCCCCACCUUCUCAUGGGAUCAUCUCUCUGUUGUUUAAAACACCUUAUGCCAAGGGAACAAUACUGUACAACGGCGAUAACACCAAAGAUUAUUUCCAGUUGGAAAUUGUCAAUGAAACCAGCAUCAGGCUGAACUACAAUAUCGGCAAUGGAGUUGAGAAAAUAGAAUUGUCUCUGGGAAAUGACAAGAAACUAAAUGAUCGUGAGUGGCACACAGUAACCGUUUAUCACAACAUGUUACAAUUUGGACUGAAGUUGGAUGAAGAAGAAAAAGUGAAAAAGAACCCUGUGCUCUUAGAGAAAGACUUAAACAUGGAUGAUAAGCUCAAUAUUGGAACAAACCCCAGAGAUGUUACAGCAGGAUUUGUGGGCUGCAUUCGUAGACUGACCAUUAAUGGUGAAUUGAUCGACUUGGAGGGAUUAGCAAACUCCAAAGAAUUCAGCUACGUGAAAGGUGGUUGUGGUGCAGCAUGUGACAAAGAUCAUUGCAAACUUGGCAGUAAAUGUGUGGAUAACUAUAAUGUAUAUAAAUGUGACUGCAGUUUAACUCCUUUCUAUGGAUACUUCUGUUCUCUGGAUUAUGGCGCAUCGUUUGCUGAACAAGAAAGCGAGAUAACAUACACCUACCCUACCCCUGAGAAUGUCCCCGGCGUAGACAUAGUUCUUGGCUUCAAAGCGAAUUCCAAAGACAAAUGCGGAGGGGACUUACUUAAGAUCACCAGUAAGGGCACUCAAGAUUUCUUUCUGUUUUCAAUCAACUCGAAAAAGAAUCUCGUGUUUUCCUUCGAAUCCACCACGUCGGGUGAUGGUGAAUUUGAGAUAAGCCCCUCCAAAAACGAUGACUUCUGUGAUGGAAAUAGACACACGUUUUCAUUUGUUCGCCGAAACGAGAAACUUAAUUUCACCGUUGAUGGAAAGGACACACAAGAGGAGAAAAACGACCGGUUAAGAAACCCUUUCCCCCGUAUGGAGAAGAUUAUCGUUGGAAAGCAAGGUGAUACUGGUUUUAAGGGCUGCCUCACGGGUGUCAAAGUGACGCCGUUUAGUUUUGACAAGUCGCAUCCAACAAUAAGUCCCAUCAAGGAUUAUGUUUACGAUGGGAAAACCAAGAAUUACAAGGCCUCUGGUAUCAGUGGAGAUAGUAAAGAGAAGUGUGGCGAGGAGCCGGAGGUGCCUGAAAACCCACCCACCCCGCGAGAUCCGGGCAGUUCCGGUGGCUCUGUCCAGUCAACAAAUCCUUAUGACCCGACUUCUGGAAGACGUACUGAUGAUGACAACAAGACAGCCAUCAUAGUGAUCGUAGUGCUCAUCUUGGUGCUGCUGUUGGUGGUUUUAUUGAUUGUUAUAUACUGGUACUGGGCAAGACAUAAGGGGGAGUAUCACACGCACGAAGACGACGAAGAGCUCAAAAGCACGGAUCCGUACAUUGACAUGACCACCACCCGGAAACCCAUGGAGGAGGACGUGGAGAAGAAGAAAGAGUGGUUCAUCUAAAGGUGGUCUACAUUGUUUAGACGAGUUUCUAUUUCAGUCUACAGCAAUCAUUCAUGUCUUUAGUCGGCCGUGGAGCGCUGAAGAAUCGUGCCAAUCAGUGCUGUGCAUGACUGAUCUUUUAGCUAAGUAAACCUUUUCUAAUUUCCAUGUAAAUCACGCUAGAUUUCAUCAGUUCAUAGAUGAUCUUCUCCCUUAACGUGAGAUAAACUCGCACGAGGGGUUUUGUAUUUGGUACUCCGUGAACACCACUCGCAUACUUUGCGUGUGGCCUAGAAUUAAUGGCAUCUGAACUACUUUAAUCGAAGAUUUUUUUUACAGCAUGAAGUGAAAGUUGUUGUUUGUUUUCGAGGCGAGUUGAUGAGCAUAAUCUGUUUUAUUGGCAGUAUAUUUUACUAUUUUAUUGAAUCAUAAAACUUGAUGUAUUAAAUUUUUAGGUGUUAUGUGCCAUAUGCAAUUGUCUAGCAUAGAGAAAGCUAAUGUAACUUCCAGCCUUUGCCUUUCUGGGUGACAUUAUUCCAUCGAGACACCAUAAUGUAAAAGAGUUUGUACCCAAGGCAUUCGCGGUUUUGGAGUAGUUUGUCCAAUUUCCGGCUCAGCGCUCAGGCAGAAAACCACGUUGCAUUGCAUCAUUAUAAAUUUACGAUUUUUUUCGUGAGACUUAAAAUUUUCAAAAUGGACUCGCGCUUGAGCAAAUUGUCGCUCCAAAAGAGUAGUAUAAGAAAUGUGUGAUUGAUCGAGCUUUUAUCGGUUUCAUUUAAUCGAAGUAUGUUUCUGUUGAUUUUGCUUGAGUUUUUUUUUAGCCUUUACUUUUGGAGUAAUGAAACCAGGCUUCUUUACUUGGCAUCAAAAUUACAUCAAACUUUUCAGAAUGAGGCGUUUCAACGCUUAAUAUGGAAUUCAAGGUUUAGCGCGUUUUUUUUCAAAGUUUGACGUAUGCAAGUAUUUAUCAGGUAUCGAGGUAAAAAUUUUCUUAAGUUGUCUUCGUACAAUAUCAUAUGGAAUUAAAUAAAAAUUUUAAAACUCUUCACCUCGGUGAAUAGAUACUUUUCUUUGUAAACUUGCCAGUAUAAGGAAAUUUAGGGUUCCAAUCUAUGUAGAUUGAAUGUAUAUGUAAAGACUCUUCGAAUUUUCGAAUCAGCAAGUACUAAAUGUAGUUUAAUAGAAGCUAAAGUAGAUCUGUAAUUUUAGGGAAUUGUGCUAAGGCCAAAGCAAGGGUUCCGUGUUUGCGCUUUACCAGUUGGUCGAAUUCAGCACGAACUGGAGUUGCCCUUAGAUGAUUUUCGAAAAACUAUCGCUGAUGAUCAACCGUAUUUUUUCGAACAUCGUCUGUUGUUAACUCUGUCACAAAUUUGAGGACAAUUUCCUAGAGGGACUGUUGCAGAGAUCUCGUCGAAGGGUGUUUUUGCAGAGGGAAAAGAUUAACUGCUCUAUGUGGGAGAAAUAUUUUCAUAAUUUGUACCUUUCUAUCGUUAAUUACCGACCUAAGUUUAUGGGGUACGAAAGAGAGACCCUUGGGGGACCAAUAGAGUGCUUAAAUCCUGUGCGAUCUCAGUUUGAAGUAAUUAGCGCUGUCCUCUGACUUGGUUUCUUGUGGUGGGUUCACGGACAGACUUGUUUUGGUCUUAAAGUGGAAGUCUUUUUUUUUUUUUUACCUCUAAUCAGCUGCAAAUCGCAAAU